ACUUAUGUCUUCUUUAUUUCACUCUUGAAGAUUCACAACGAUGAGCUUGAUUGCAGGACGUCCAGCAUUUAGACAAAUUCAACAAAUUCCAAGAGGAAUUAGAUCAGUUCACAUUGAGAACAAAGUGCACGACACUAUGCCUUUCCGUACAAACGGCGGUGGAUUCGGUGCAAAACUCGCAGUUGUAUCUAUUAUCGGUUUUGGUACUCCAUUCUUCGCUGCUUGGUACCACGGUGCAUUCCGUUAAGAAUGUAUUAGAUAUAUAAAUACAUAUUUCUAUUUAAUAUUACUCUUU
This is a messenger RNA of Wallemia mellicola CBS 633.66, 295 nucleotides long. RefSeq lists its product as hypothetical. The record is from RefSeq and is a predicted model, not a curated record. The transcript is spliced from 3 exons. Lineage: Eukaryota; Fungi; Basidiomycota; Wallemiomycetes; Wallemiales; Wallemiaceae. Gene Ontology annotation, biological process: mitochondrial electron transport, cytochrome c to oxygen. The coding region runs from base 41 to 247 and encodes 68 amino acids.